AUGGCUUUCAGUAUUAAGUUCGUCAAUCGUGAUAAUUACCAGCGUACUGUCUGCUGGUUUCCGGAGCGCAACCAUAGCGGUAUCAAGGACAACAACUAUCCCGAUAUUCCAGGUACAAUUGUCCCGGGCAGAAAGUCUGUUACAGUUGGCAUGCCCGAUUCAGGAAAUCACGCCCUUCGCCCAGGAUGGGUUGGUGCUUUUCGUACCAUCUUUGAUGGUGGGGACCCUUUUACACCUGCUGUGCGUGGAGAAGUGAACUUCGAGGACAUCCUGACCUGGUACGAUAUCAGUAUGGUUGACAAUAAUUCUGACAACUCUGGCGUCCACUGGCUUUACCCAAUCAGUGGCAACGACGUCCACCAUGGUUGCACGACAUUUCCUUGUAGCAAUGCAUUUUCGAAGCCAGGUGAGGCACAGACACAGGUCACUAACGAGCAUGACCUUGAGUGCCUGAUCGGUGGAUAG
Molecule: messenger RNA, 465 nt
Organism: Venustampulla echinocandica
Lineage: Eukaryota; Fungi; Ascomycota; Leotiomycetes; Helotiales; Pleuroascaceae
Exons: 1
Coding region: 1-465 (154 amino acids)
Source: RefSeq, a predicted model, not a curated record